AUGCAAUGUUUUUCUGUAACUAUAUCAGAAGUUUUACUUGCUUAUGCAAAUGCAAUUCGUCGAACAUUUGAACAUGUUGGUGGAGAAGAUCAUAUUUGUUCUAUAUUAAUGAAUAAUAUUCAACAAUUAAGAUUAAAUUUAGAACAAUUAUAUGAAUUAAUGGGUGGUACACAAUUAGAUGAUGAAACUAAAUUUCGACUUACUGAAUUACAAAAACAAUUAAGUGAUGUACUUGAUGAAUUAAGUGCUAUGUUUGUUAAAAGUACUGAAUCAACAAUAAGAGAAUCAAUUGAAGAAGUUUAUAAACAAUUACAACAAAUUAAAGGUAAUCAAAUUGGUAUGGGAAAUAAUAGUGGACAACAAAAAGUUGCUGAAGCUGUGAUUGUUACAAAAUCAUUAUUGGAUUAUCUUGAUCAAAGGUUGACAUUCUUUACAAAUCAAUGUGAAAAAACUGUACUUAAACGUCUUCUAAAAGAAUUAUGGAAAGCUGUUAUUAGUGAUUUAGAGAAAGUUAUUGUUUUGCCACCAUUUGGUGAUUCAAAAAAUCUAUUAACACUCCCAGUAUCUAAAAUUGAAGAUGCUUAUCGACUUUCUAUCAGGAGAGAAUUAGGUCGAGAUAAUGAUCGAAGUUUAACUCAAAAACAAUGUCAAAUAUUAGAUCGUGGUUUAGAAGAUGUAAAAGAAUUUUUUCAUGCAUCUGGACAAGGUUUAAAGAAAAAUUAUUUAGAAAAAACUGCUGAAUUACAAUCACUUAAAUAUGCUCUUUCAUUAUAUACACAAACAACUGAUUCAUUAAUUAAAACAUUUGUUAAAACUGAAAAAGAACAAGAUCGUCCAGCAUUUGAAGAACCUUUUGGUGAAGUAUCAAUUCAAGUUGAUUUAUUUACACAUCCAGGCACUGGUGAACAUAAAGUUACUGUGAAAGGCAUGAAAAAGAAAAAUUAA
This is a messenger RNA of Rotaria sp. Silwood2, 945 nucleotides long. NCBI's taxonomy places the organism in Eukaryota, Metazoa, Rotifera, Eurotatoria, Philodinida, Philodinidae. The record is from the annotation of a GenBank genome assembly.